AAUCGGGUGGGGCGCGGCGCGGCCGGGCCCGGCCCGGGUCUCUUUCCUGGGGUUCUCUGCCCAGGAUUUUUCCCUAGGCUCUUUGCCAGGACUCUCGGAGGACUCGGCAGCGAGCGCGGGCAGCAAGGCACCUCCGCCAUGUUGAGGGGAGGCACCGCCGGCUGCGGGUUGCAGAAGUUAUUUGUGAAGCCAUUUCAGGAUGAACUGCAGAAAGCAACUUCUGAUUAUGCAACCAGCAAGGAAAGAGGUGAAUAUUCAGAUUACUUUGAAAGUGAUGAAGAUGGCAGGUUUAAUGAUAUCAGGAAAGAACUUACUGAAAGUAAUUCAGGUUCUGCAAGCAGUGAGAGAUCUGUUGCUGGGAGUCCUCUCUUGAAUGAUAAUGCUUUACAAAAAGGUUUGGAAAAUGAAGCUGCUGAUUACUUGAAUUUAUCCUUUCAUGAAAAGAAGCUUCAGCAAAUAAUAGCUUUAGAAGGUGCAAACAUACAGAAUAACAGAAAAGAUGGCAAAGAAGGAUGUUUGGAAGGUCAAAAUGAGGAUAAUGACAGAAAAAAUAAUGAAGAACUACUGUGUGAUAAUAGUGAAAGUGAUGACUUGCCUAUUAAUGAACCUAAUAAAAAAAGAAACCAAGAGGAAAACCAAUCAAAAGCAAAGCCUCAGAUGUGCAAAAAAGGAAAUGCUUCAGCAUCAGAUCCAGAUCAGAAGACUGUCAGCACUAAUGACUUGAAACUGGAGGAGAAUGUUAGGAAAUCCCUUUCUGUUGACGGUUCAGAUGGAAUGCUGAAAAUAACAAAAGGGCAAAUAAUAACUGAUACAAUGCAGGAGGUGUCAGUGAAUGAACUAUCUGAGCAUGGGGAAGCAAAGAACACAUCCAAGAACUCUGUCAAGAAACUAAGUGAAACAAAGGAAAGAGUUCUACAAAACCCAAAGGCUUCUUUAUCUGACAGAUCUACAACUUCUGUGCAUUUAAAGAGAAAGGGGAAAGCUGUUCCAUCAACUUCACCUGUUUCAUCUCACUAUCUGGGAUCAUUAAAGGUGUUGGAAGAUAAAUGCAUGCAGAAGAAAAGUCCAGAAUUCAACAAAGUAGAUAAUUUAAGGGCAGCUGUUUUUCAGAACUGGUUGGAAAAGAAAAAGUUCCUUCUACUAGAACUAAAGAGAAGUGAAAAGGAGAAAGCUGAAAUUCUAAGGAACAAUGCUGAAAAGAAAGAAGCGCUUAAAAGAGAAGAAUCAAUUGCAUGUUAUGAAGCCUGGAAAAAAAAGAAAGAGCAAGAAGCAAAGAAGUUAAGUGGAAAAAAAAAACUUGAGGAACUUGAGGAAAACAAACCAGCAGAACAGAAUAAGGAAAAAGCAGAAGCAGCACAAGUGGCAUUCAAAAAAUGGAAAGAAAGAAAAGUGGAAUAUUUAAGAGAGCAAAGCAGGAAGGAAAAACAGUCUGAAAGAGUGAGGAAGAAGAUAGAAGAGGACCUAGUUGCAGAGAAGAGGAGGGUCAGUGUAUCAGCAGUUGAAAAAUGGAAUGAAAAGAAGGAAGAAUAUAUAAAGAAGAAGAAAGUAGAAAAACUCAUAGAAAAAAGAAAGCGAGAAAUGCAACAGGCAAAGAAGGAAGAAAGAAGUGAAAAGGCUAUGGAGGAAUAUGAAAGAUGGCUGGAAAACAAAAUUAGGAGAAAACAGCUUGAGAAGAACCAAAAGAAGUUGCAGGCCGUCUAUGGGAAUGAAAUGAGUCCUCCCUGGAGGCCACCUGGCAAAGUCACAUAUUCUAGUAGUUACUGAGUAGAUUAUUGUCUUCCAGAAGAACAGAUAGUCUACAAAGUUCUGUCAGUAGCCAGUAACUCUUGUUAUCUGCUCAUUUUCUGAAUGCAUUAUAUGUGUUACAUUCUUUCUUUUAGUUUAUUUUAUCUCUGCAGUUUUAGUAAACCUGUUACGCAUUUGCAUUGCUUUAGAAAAUGUAAUAGUUUUUCAAAUUUCAUAUUUAAAUUAAUUUUGCUAAUUUCCAUGUUAUGUCCCACCUUUUUGGUGAUCCAGGAUACAUAAAGCUGGACUCUGGCUUUUUUUUUCACCCAAUAAUUAGCAGAAUGGUUCUUUUUAGGUUAUUAGACCACACUCUUGAGGAAUUAAUUCUUGAGGAAAUGAUAUGAGGAGGCUAUGGGGUAAGGAUAAUGGGCAAGGAGAUGUUGGCUGUCUUGUGGUGGUAGAUGACAAAAGGUAAAGGCUUUCAUAAGCUCUGAGUCUGGCUCUGGUUUAUGGCAGGCCAGGCAUGUUUUCCAGGAGUAGUGGAGAAAAGAGAAAGAAUCUACUGUCAGCAGAAACUUCGAAGAAGCUGAAAAGAUGCCCAGCUGGAGCAGCUUCAGUGGCCCACCUAAGAGGUAGAGUAAAAUUACAACUAGCAGCAGGAGAGAUGAGGGACUGCAGCUGUGGCAGAAUGCAACAGAAUUGCUAAUUCAGAAGAGGCACAUUCCAGUUUUAUGAGAAAAGACUAAAUUACUUCAGGCCUUCAGAUUGAGGUGAUGGUGUGCAUCAUUGGUUUUCUGGGUUUUUAGCACUUGGAGCCUUGAAUUUGGUUUUAGUCUGUUAAGAAACUCCUCCAACUGUAGUAUCACAGGAGGAUGAAAUUCAUAGCAGGCAUCAGAGUUUAUUGUACAACAGACCUGGAGAGUCUGAGACAAGGCAGCCUGUGAGAAAGGUAUCGUCCAGGUUGUACUUGAGGGAUGGAAAUGAAAAGUGUGGUAGAAUUAGUGGGAGAAAUCAAAAAGAGUGUUCAGGUGUUUUCCUAAAUUGAAUGCUGCAUCCUUACUGACUUAAAACCUUUCUAUAUAACUGGAUAGAAGUUUUGACAGAAGAUAGGAGAAGAUGUUGGUGACAUCUUUCAGAGGAAUGAGGAGUAGCUCACAAAUUUACAACUUCUCAAUUAGGAAAAUAUGCUGAAGUCUAUAGACAAGGGAAAACAGCUGAUAUGUUUAACUUUUAGAAUAAAAUUUGGGGAGCUUUAUUUAAUGUUAUAUUGUAAAAAUUGUUACAUGUUACAGCAUAAAACAAAUGUCAUAGAAGAAUUAAAACAAUAUAAACAUAUGUACAUUAAUGUAUAAGAAAAUACAUAUAUCUGUAUAGAUGCUAUCUAUAUGUUUAUUGAUGACAGAGGGAAAAUAUUUUGUAUUUAAUAAAGUAUAUCUUAAUACAAUA
Catharus ustulatus (Swainson's thrush) is the source of this 3171-nucleotide messenger RNA. RefSeq names its product microtubule associated protein 9 (gene MAP9). The record is from RefSeq and is a predicted model, not a curated record. The transcript is spliced from 11 exons. NCBI's taxonomy places the organism in Eukaryota, Metazoa, Chordata, Aves, Passeriformes, Turdidae. Gene Ontology annotation, biological process: mitotic cytokinesis; mitotic spindle assembly; regulation of mitotic cytokinesis. Gene Ontology annotation, molecular function: microtubule binding. Gene Ontology annotation, cellular component: astral microtubule. The coding region runs from base 139 to 1764 and encodes 541 amino acids.